AUGGCCUCCUCUUCUGAAUCUUUCAACUCCUCCUCUGUCACUGAUCAGAAUAGCCCAUAUUAUAUUCAUCCGAGUGAGAAUCCGGCAUUAGUGCUCGUUGCUCCACCACUAGACGGAGCUAACUACCAUGGCUGGGCAAGAUCGAUGAAGAUGGCGUUGCUUUCCAAAAAUAAGCUGAAAUUCAUUGAUGGCUCCAUUUCUCUACCUUCCGUCAAAGAUCCGUUGUAUCCUGCAUGGGAGCGUUGCAAUAAUCUGGUACAGGGGUGGAUUAUCAAAUCUUUAUCACCGACCAUUGCUAGAAGUAUCCUAUGGUUUGAUCAGGCUUCUGAAAUCUGGAAUGAUUUGAAAUCGUGUUACUCCCAAUCGGACCUCUUUAGAGUGGCUGAUUUACAGGAGGAGGUUUAUACUUUGAAACAAGGUAAUAUGACCGUUAGUGAGUACUAUACUCGUCUCAAGAUUCUAUGGGACGAAUUGUUCAAUAUUCGCCCGCUCAAGGUCUGCGAUUAUGGUUCCACUGAGAGUGCUCUCAAACAUCAUGAAGAGGAUCAAGUUAUUUGGUUCUUGAAAGGCUUGAACGAGCAAUUUUCCUCAGUUAAGUCUCAAAUAAUGCUCAUUGAUCCUCUGCCAUCGCUGAAUCGCGUUUUCUCUCUUGUUCUUCAACAAGAGCGUGAACUUCAAAUAGUUCCUGACUCCAAGAUCUUGAUGGCUAAAGCUCCUCGACCUACCUCCUCUGCCUCUAAGCAGGUUACUAAUAAACAAUGUACCUACUGCGGAAAACCUCGCCACACUAAAGACACGUGCUACCAUAAACACGGUUUUCCUCCUGGCUUCAAAUUUCGCUCGUCUGGUUCUCCUACCAUGGUUAAUCAAUUAAGUGCUCAUGAUUCUGCAUCUGCUCAAGCAAUUCCUACUGCUAAGCCUCUGCCACCAAAUUCUUCAACAGCUGCUAUUCUUCCACAAUUGUCUCCUGCUCAGUAUCAACGUCUCCUUGCUCUGCUUAAUCCUCCACAAUCUUCUACUUCUUCUAUUAAUCAUUUCUCUGCUUCUGCUUCCUCUCCUGUUUCAGAUAUUCCAUCUUCUAUUCAUCCUCCUAUUACACCUACUGUUACUCAUCCUACUAAUCCUUCUGCACCUAUUGUUACUUCCACACCAACUCCAGAACCCCCUAUUGUUUCUACUCCCUCCCCUCCAACUUGCUCUGUUCCUCUACACACCAACCCUGACUCUUUUCAAACUCUUCGGCGCUCCACCAAAUCACACAAACCUCCUUCAUAUCUGUAG
Molecule: messenger RNA, 1281 nt
Organism: Neltuma alba
Lineage: Eukaryota; Viridiplantae; Streptophyta; Magnoliopsida; Fabales; Fabaceae
Exons: 2
Coding region: 1-1281 (426 amino acids)
Source: RefSeq, a predicted model, not a curated record